Messenger RNA from Penicillium arizonense, 2151 nucleotides. RefSeq lists its product as uncharacterized. The transcript is spliced from 14 exons. The record is from RefSeq and is a predicted model, not a curated record. Bases 1 to 2151 code for a protein of 716 amino acids. NCBI's taxonomy places the organism in Eukaryota, Fungi, Ascomycota, Eurotiomycetes, Eurotiales, Aspergillaceae.
AUGCCUGCAACAACCCGACUCUUCAACAUCAGGACUGUUGAUUCUUCUGGAGAAGAGAGGUUGACUAAUCGCAUCAGUACUGAGGCGGAAAUCGACGCGAAAACCACCCUAGGCACGGUUCGAAACCUGUUGGCAAAGGAAAAGAAACUUGACUCAGGAAAGGCUCGACUUGCGUUCUGCAGUAAGGAUGGUGCUCGUGUGGGUGAUGAUAUGAAGUGGAGUGUAUAUCAAGCGAUAGUAAAGGGGGACGAAAAGGACGAAUCAAAGUCUUCCAAUGACAUUAAAAUUCUUGAUGUGUAUCUUGAGUUGCCCGAGGAAAUGGAGAAGAAGAAGACUGAGCUAAGCGCAGCGGCUCAGAAGGUCUUGGAUAGCGAACUGGAUAUGGAUUUGAUGAAAAAUAAACCUGAGUUGAUCUCUGCAACGCUGAAAGAGCUUGCUAGCAAGUAUAACCAUGCCAACUUCAAGGCCGGGGUCUCUAAGGAGGGAGUUGUGGUCGCUGGCAGCAUGUCUGAGGAAGACUGGGACUUGGUUCUUCGGAAUACCCAAUUCCUGAACGGCCAUCGAAUGGUGUUUACCACCUAUGCAAAUGGUACUAAAGGAUUCAAGAGGAUUGAUAAGGCUCCUUUUACUGCAUUCUCUAUCAAACCCAGAAAAAUGACUAGCACGGAAAAGGCCGACAAAAACAUCAAACUUGAGACCGAAUACCGAAUCCCUAGAUACGUUGUGACUGAUGACUCCUAUGUCAACGUCUUUGAAACGGCAACUGCACUCUCUAAAAGUGUUGCAUCGAGCUCUUUCUCUCAAUUGGAUAUCGAAGCCUCAGCUGGAGGAAAUGUUUUCGGUGCCAGUCUAUCUGCAAAGGCCGGUUUCAGCCAGAGUGAAAGCCAGGCUAUGGCUUCAUCUCAAUCAUCUUCGGCAAGAACCAUGAACAUCACGUACAAUUUUCCGAGAGUUGUCUUGCAUCUUGAUCCAAGAAGUCUGGAGCUAACAGAUGAAUGCAAAACCGCCGUGCAAGGAGUGACGGACGAAGCAACUCUUGUCCAAUUCCACCAUAAUUUUGGUCAUUUCUUUUCUACCAAUCUUCAGCUAGGUGGCAAGCUCUAUGCCUCUGAGCAAUUCACCUCCUCAGAAUCUGCAAGUGCAGAAGAGAAAUCAAAUGCAAUGAAGGCUAGCGCUCAAGCUUCCUUCUCGUAUGGAACAUUCCAAGCUUCGGCCAGCGUAAGCUAUGAGGAGAAUGGAAAGUCAUCAGGCUCAAACCAAAGCAGCAAAAUGUCAAAUUCGCUCACAUGGGAAGCUCAGGGCGGUGACACAACUUUGUGCAAUGAUCCCCCGAAUUGGUGUCACACUGUUAAGCCGUUCAAUCACUGGAGAGUCAUCAACCAACAAGAUGUGCUACCAUUGGUGGAUUUUAUCGGAAGCUUCACUGAUUUCUCGCACAUUCCCAAACACUUUGCAGAUAUUGUAGCUGGGACUAGAAAGCCAGUCAAUCGUCGGUUCCGCCUUCGAGCUAAAGAAAAAAAGGGUGUUGGAGCAAAUGAAUACUAUGGCCUGCGUGAGGAUGCGACAAAGAGACGACUUGAGCCAUUGUUGAAUAAGUAUGGUCAACGUUUGGUGAAGGAAAUCGCAAUGAAAGAUAAUUCCUCUUUUGACGUUUUGAGUGCGAGUACUUUCUACGCACGAUUUCGAGAGCGAGUCAAGAGUGAAUCCUUUACAAACAACUUUAAGGAGUAUGUCGGAAUUGACCAAUAUGACGAUGGGUGUAACUUCGAAGUUGAACUACAAGGAGAGCUUAACCAAGCCCCCAAGCUCCAAUACAACGUGCCUUACCUUAUCCGGACAGUCAAGCACCAACGCUAUCUGUGUGCAGACACGUCUGGCAGCUACAAAGAAACAUUCUUCGGUUACAUGUUUUAUGCUCGAAAGAGUCGUGCCAGCAAGUUCAUGUUCAGACAGGCCGGCGCAAGGCAGGUAAAGGGUGACAUUGAUAACGGCAAGGAGGUCGAGUUGACUCUAUGUGAUGAAUCUGGAAGCCCUAUUGCUAUGGUGCAGCGCUAUGAGGACGAUGGUUCGACUCUGAUGCUGAGCAAGUUUGGAGUGCACGGUGACUUUAGUGUGGAAAACAACGCAUAUAUGACAUAUUUCGAAGAAUAG